Messenger RNA from Prunus avium (sweet cherry), 2391 nucleotides. RefSeq names its product integrin-linked protein kinase 1. Gene Ontology annotation, biological process: protein phosphorylation. The record is from RefSeq and is a predicted model, not a curated record. Lineage: Eukaryota; Viridiplantae; Streptophyta; Magnoliopsida; Rosales; Rosaceae. Gene Ontology annotation, molecular function: ATP binding; protein serine/threonine kinase activity; protein binding.
AGCAAGAUUCAGUUUCAGGAUGAAUACUCUAAUUACGUGAAUAACAGAAACUGAAGCAAACUGGCAUUGCCGCGUCUUACACGCCCAAAGAAUUUCUCUCUCUACUUGUUGAAUGCGCGCCUCACUCGGAUCUCAACCAUCUCUCUCUCUCUCUCUCCCUCUCAUUUUCUGACCCCACAAACUCACACCCUCUCCUCCCCCCUCCUCCCUCCUCCUCCUCCUCCUUACCUCCUCCAUCUGCAUCGAUCGGCAUCGAGAGCUUCACCCCCUCUGGGCUCAUCCCCAUACAAGCUCUCGAUCCCGACCACACCUACCACCACCACCACCACCACCAUUCAUUCAUUCUUUCAUUGUUGAUUUCCACAAGUUGAUCCAAGAAGAAGACGAAUCUCCUCCUUGUGUCAUGAAAAAGGAUGAUUACGCGUCGCUAGCUACCUGGCAUCUAUCCUGUUAUUCUUUUUGCUGAGAGAAACGUUAAUAUUAACCGCAGCUACCUGCUACAUGCGCCUAAUUGAAUUGACUUGCAAUUGCAUUUGCAUUUGCAAUUGAAAUACUAUAAGAUUGCAAUUGCAAUUGCCAUUGACUCAGAAAGAAAGAGUAAUUGCAUUAAUUUGAAUUAAACAUGGAGCACAUCGCGGCGCAAUUGAAGCGAGGGAUAUCGCGGCAGUUCUCGACGGGGUCUCUGCGGCGGAACCUGAGUCGCCAGUUUAGUCGCCAGUCGUCGCUGGACCCGAGAAGGAAUAACUUGCGCUUCAGCUUCGGCCGGCAGUCUUCCCUUGACCCCAUCCGCCGCAGCCCCUCCCACGACGAUGAAGACGAAGUCGAUCUCUCCGUCCCCGAGAAUCUCGACUCCACCAUGCAACUCCUCUUCCUUGCCUGCCGUGGCGACGUCAACGGCGUUGAGGACCUCCUCAAUCAAGGCGUCGACGUCAACAGCAUCGACUUGGAUGGCCGUACGGGCCUCCAUAUAGCCGCAUGCGAGGGUCACGUUGACGUUGUUAGGCUCAUGCUUACCCGCAAGGCCAAUAUCGAUGCACGUGAUCGCUGGGGCAGUACGGCAGCUGCUGAUGCUAAGUAUUAUGGGAAUACAGAAGUUUACAAUAUUCUCAAGGCACGUGGAGCCAAAGUACCGAAAGUCAGGAAGACACCAAUGACUGUUGCAAAUCCUCGAGAAGUUCCUGAGUAUGAGCUCAAUCCGUUAGAGCUUCAAGUUCGAAAGAGUGAUGGUAUCUCAAAGGGAACGUAUCAAGUGGCUAAAUGGAAUGGUACCAAGGUUUCUGUAAAGAUACUUGACAAGGAAAGCUAUUCAGAUCCUGAAAGCAUUAAUGCUUUCAAAAAUGAGCUGGAGUUGUUAGAGAAGGUUCGGCAUCCUAAUGUUGUUCAGUUUGUUGGUGCUGUUACCCAAAAUAUACCCAUGAUGAUUGUUUCAGAGUAUCAUCCGAAAGGUGACUUGGGAAGCUAUCUUCAAAAGAAAGGGCGCUUAUCCCCAUCAAAAGCCCUAAGAUUUGCUCUUGACAUUGCAAGGGGCAUGAAUUAUCUUCAUGAAUGUAAACCAGACCCAAUAAUCCACUGCGAUUUAAAGCCAAAAAAUAUUUUGCUCGAUAAUGGAGGUCAAUUGAAGGUAGCUGGAUUUGGCUUGAUAAGGUUGUCAAAAAUUUCACCUGACAAAGCAAAACUAGCACAGCCUUGGGCUGACCUUUCAAGUUUAUAUGUGGCACCUGAGAUCUACAAGAAUGAAAUUUUUGACAGAAGUGUGGAUGCAUAUUCUUUCGGUCUCAUAUUAUAUGAGAUGAUUGAGGGAAUACAACCAUUCCAUCCCAAGCCUAUAGAAGAGGCUGUGAACCUGAUGUGUUUGGAAGGAACAAGACCGCAGUUGAGGACCAAAUCAAAAAGUUAUCCCCCUGUACUAAAAGAGUUGAUUGAGGAAUGUUGGGAUCCAGAACCUGUUGUUAGGCCAAUUUUCUCUGAGAUUAUUGUGCGGUUGGACAAGAUAGUUGCAAAUUGCUCAAAGCAGGGAUGGUGGAAAGACACGUUUAAACUUCCUUGGAAAUAAAUAAGAGGCAGUGAGUUCAGUUCCAUGGGAAGGAAUACGAAUAUAGUAAAGGACUUGGGGGUAGACUCGAUCGGUGGUCUGGGGCUUUGGAUUUGGACAAAUGAAUUGGGUCGUCAGCAUAGAGAGUUGCAUAUUCUUGGUUUGCUUGCAAUGCGAAGGAGCUGGAACAGUUCCUUACUUUCUAUGUAUCAAUCAAAAUCAUGUAUGAAAAAGUAUUCUUGAUUAUAGAUCAUUUGUUUACAAAUUAUGUACUCCGCAGAUAAUUAUGUACUCCUCCUCCUCCUCGUAAACCAUAAAAAUAUCAUUGCAUCCUAAUGAAUGAAUCCCUUCAAUGACCA